ACGGCGAUUUCUGUCGUGUUGCUUGGCGUCUUGCACAAAUGGCCUGUCCAUUGACACAAUGUCACAACGUAGAUCAUGUGUUUGUGCAGGCUGAUGUCGAGGCAGCAAUUCAACAAGUAAAGGAAGCCAAGCGUCAGAGGACCAAUCCUAAGAUUCAUUCGGUAGACAUCCAGGCAAAACUGAGAGAUGAACAUCGUUCAUCCAGCAAAGAGAAUCGUCUACAGUUGCUGCUGAAACACCGUUCCAUUCUGAAAGAAGUCUGCUCGAAAGAAAUCACUGAUGAAGACUUGGAGGCUCCACGUGGGUCAGCACACAGCUUGUUCCAACUUUACGACGUGUUCGCUGAAGACAAGGAGAAAGACGAUGACACAAAAGAAAAUGAGGACCUCGAGAAAAAGAAAUCAGAAAUUGCAUGCAACAAUGUCCCCAUGGUGAGAGAAGCUGCCAAGGAGGAAAAAGUGGAUGGAGAUUAUGUUUACGAUGUCUACUACAACAAUGUCCACUGCAACUUCAUUAGAGAUGAUGAGUUCUGCCUGUUCCGCUGCGGACCACCAAACGCCUUUGCCCCUGAGCAUGACUUUGCUUAUGACUCUGACCCAGAGUUUGAUGCAUGCAAUGAAGAGGACAGCGACAGCAAUGCUGAGGAUAACUGGCGGAAUGACUACCCUGAAGAUCCAGAGAUCCUAAAACAGUACGACAUGUACGCAGAAAAUUUUGAAGAAAUGGUUACAAGCUCUGUGAGGGAGCAGCUCAAUGGCCUGAACCUGGUCUUCAGUGAUGAUGAUGAUGAUGGGGUGGACCUGGAGGACUAAGCAGUUGCAUCAUUUCCUCAAAAGCCGUUUUUUUUUU
This is a messenger RNA of Dermacentor silvarum, 849 nucleotides long. RefSeq names its product probable RNA polymerase II nuclear localization protein SLC7A6OS. The transcript is spliced from 5 exons. The coding region runs from base 39 to 812 and encodes 257 amino acids. Gene Ontology annotation, biological process: developmental process. NCBI's taxonomy places the organism in Eukaryota, Metazoa, Arthropoda, Arachnida, Ixodida, Ixodidae. The record is from RefSeq and is a predicted model, not a curated record.